AUGCAAGUUGGAGCGCGGGCCAACUGGGAGAUGCAGAAGGCGCUUGGCCACGGCCGCGUGAGACCAGCGGUGGCUGUCCGCUCUGACGCUGCCUCGCAUGCCGCCUCUUCGCUCACCAAGACGCCAUCUUGCGGUCCAGUCAACCCAUCUGCUGCUGCUGCCGCUUGCUGCGUCAAAGUGGCGUCUGAAGGAAAUGGUGGGCUUGACUUGCGCGUAUCGGCGGGCACGAGCAUUGUUGGCGGAGACUCGUCGUCGGCUGUGAGCAUCUGUGAAUGGGUGAGGGCCCUGGCCGCGACGUCAGCCGCCUCGGCCAGCCAUGCCAGACCGCCCGUCAGCCAGCCAGGCGGCCAGCCAGCCAGUGGACCAGUCAACCAGUCAACCCGCGCGCUCGCCUGCCACCCGCAGUCAGAGAUGAGUGGCUUCGACUGUCGUCAGAGUGAGGCCGUCCAGUCGCUCGCUCAAUCUUCCCUGACGCCUGUCGAUGGCUUGACCGUUCAGCCGCCCGCCGCACAGAUCCGUCAUCGGCUCACGCUCACACCAGCCAAACCAUCUUCUUUUCCAUCACCACCUCCGUCUAUCCACAUCGUCCUCGACCUCAACGUCGCUGCCAUCGCAUCUCGAACUACCCGUUCAUCCGCACCAUCCACCUCUACCAACCCCUUCGAGUUUAACACUCCGCAGAAAAUCAGUCAACAUGGCCGCCCAAGCUCAGCAGGUCCAGCAGAAGGUCGAAUACUUUGUCGCCCAGGUUCGUUGCUCUUGUCCAGGCUACGGCGCUCUCACGCCAUCUUGAUCGACGCUGCUGAUACUGACGAUUUCGCUGCUUACAAACUCACACCGUACCGAUCGACAAGGAGGUAUCCCGCCUUGAAGAAGUUCGAGCAGACCGUUCCCAUUCCUAAGGCUUACGCCGCUCUUGGUGCUUUCGGUAUCUUCACCCUCUUCGUCUUCUUCAACAUUGCCGCCGGCUUCCUCACCAACCUCCUCGGCUUCUUCGUUCCCGCCUACUUCUCGCUCAAGGCGCUCGAGAGCCCCCAGCCCGAGGACGACGUCCAGUGGCUCACCUACUGGGUGGUCUUCGGCAUGUUCACCUUCCUCGAGACCUUCUCCAGCAUCGUCCUCUACUACGUCCCCUGGUACUACACCAUCAAGACGCUCGCCAUUGUGUGGCUCAUGCUGCCCCAGACCCAGGGCGCCAAGAUGGUCUACAGCAAGGUCAUCCGCCCUGCAUUCCUCACCACCCAGAAGACCGUCCACAAGGCCAACGCCAGCACCCCUGCCGCUCCCGCCGAGACCCACUAA
Messenger RNA from Moesziomyces antarcticus, 1302 nucleotides. RefSeq lists its product as uncharacterized. NCBI's taxonomy places the organism in Eukaryota, Fungi, Basidiomycota, Ustilaginomycetes, Ustilaginales, Ustilaginaceae. The record is from RefSeq and is a predicted model, not a curated record. The transcript is spliced from 8 exons. Bases 1 to 1302 code for a protein of 433 amino acids.